CGUUGGAGAAGGAUUAUGAAGAGGUCGGUGCUGAAGGUGGUGACGAUGAGGAUGAUGAAGGAGAGGAAUACUAAGAACCAUGUUUCUAAAAACUUUGGACUUUGUGUGCGUUUUCUAUUAUCUCGUGUUGUGUGACUGGGCUCCAAACUCUUUACCUUUUGGGCUUGUAUUGCUUUCUUUUGAACGUUUUGCUUUUGAUUUCAUAUUGAAUAUCCUAUGCUUAGGGUAUUUGAGUAUAUCUUGGUCGUUGUUGGUAAGGCUAUAUAUAAAGCCUAGGUUCUCUUCUUCUCUAUCUUUACGACCAAUCCACAUAGCUUACUUACUUUUGUGGUCCUGAAGAUGAUAAUCACUGUCAGGUUAUACCUCUCCCUGGUCUAAACAUUAAGCAUGCUCAGAGAUGUCUGACUACUUCAGAAUUCAGAUGGAGAUAUAAUCUACAGUGUUUGACAAAAAAAAAAAAUUGAUUAAUAAUGAUUUAUGAGUCCAAUAAAGUUGAUAAUGAAAACAGCUAGUUAUUUGCGUCCAACCAUCUCUAAAAAGAAAGAAAGAAAGAAAGAAAGAAAGAGAGAGUGACCAAAUGAGACUUUAAUCUUAUAGACGACGAGAAGAAUGGAGGAGACAGGAGGAAGAAGAACAAUCCCAGAGGUUGAGAUACUUGCCAGACUACCGUUGAGAAGCAUCGCCAGAUUCAAAUCUGUCUGCAAAAGAUGGAACUCUGUUAUAGAAUCCGAUUACUUCCACCGUCUCUUCGUCUCCCUGCACCGACACUCCUCUUCCUCAUGGUCGCUCAUGUUCAGAACCAAGUAUCUCCAUCCCAUGACACAACCCAUCGGCUUCCACGGAUGCGAUACAUGGGAUCUUCCCAAAUCACUUGUUUCUUAUAUCAUUCCGUUUCAACCGUAUCCCACUCUCCCUACCUCUGAAUACUACUUUGUAGCUUCUUCCAAUGGAUUGACCUGGAUCGAUGUCUUUCUUUCCCGUAAUUACAACAAUGUUUACAGUUACAAAUCUUUCGUUGGUAAUCCAGUUUUACAACAAUGGGUUGAGAUCCCUCCAGCUCCUGAUCCAUGGGUUCGAAAUCCAGACCCUUGGUAUCCCAGUCCAUUCUCUGCCGUUGGUAUGGUGACUCGUCUUGACAACGGCGUCGUUUCCAGCUUCAAAAUGGUUAGGACGAUCGAAAUGGGUAUGGUUGAUCGUUACGUUGACGGAUUGUAUCUAUGGAGAGUUUGUGUGUAUUCCUCUGAGACUGGUUUAUGGAAUAUCAAGAAACUUUACUCCCCACGAGCCGUUGGUAACUUUGGUUUUGAUUCUCUCCACGGGAUUCUUUAUAUGUGGGAUAGGUUUAUGUAUUCUAAUGGACCUGGUGUCCUUAUUGCUCAUGACUUUUAUGGCCCUGAUGCUGAUGAUCAAUGUCAGAUUAUUCCUCUCCCUGGCGUGGAUCACAAAAAAGCUCGGAGGGGCUUGACUACUUCAGGAGAAGAUGUUAUCUUCGUUGAAGCUAUACAUCGAAGAUUGAGUGUAUGGAGGCUGCUGAAUGACGAAGAAUAUAUCAGCGAAAGGUGGCAACUCAUUCGGGAAAUCAACAUGCCCUCUUUUGUAUCUGAUGUCAACUGUUUCCCCUUGGCAAUGAAUCCGUUUGAUGCUGAUAUCGUCUACCUGUGGUUACGUCAAGACCGUUGUUUGGCAUCAGGUAACUUGCAGACACAAGAGUUUAUUGUUCAUCAAGAAUCAGAUGAUUCGAGUAGUAGUGAAGUUGAUUGUUGUUGUCGCGUUAAUGCUUCCGAUACUGUGGAGUACUUGGAAGAGUUUCGCAAUGGAGUCUUUAUGUUAUUCCAGUUUGUGCUCCCUCGUUGGAUGGACUCUGUACCCCCAACCACCAAACUGAUUUUCCUUUUUAGGGGAUUCCUAACUUUUCAAUUUGCUUAUUACUGAAGCUUUCUCUUUGGUGUUUAUUAUGUAACUUUGUUUAUGAUGAGGCCAUAUUUGCUAUCUAUCUAUCAGAGUCAUGUCAGCUCUGCUCUUCUCUGAUUACUUAGUACUCUGAAAUUUUAAUUUGCAGUAGCAAUCUAUUUUCCAA
Messenger RNA from Capsella rubella, 2077 nucleotides. Its product is annotated as F-box protein At1g49990. The transcript has a single exon. Gene Ontology annotation, molecular function: protein binding. Bases 610 to 1932 code for a protein of 440 amino acids. NCBI's taxonomy places the organism in Eukaryota, Viridiplantae, Streptophyta, Magnoliopsida, Brassicales, Brassicaceae. The record is from RefSeq and is a predicted model, not a curated record.